AUGGCGGGACACCUGCCUUCGGACUUCGCCUUCUCGCCCCCACCGGGCGGUGGAGGCGAUGGGCCAGGGGGGCCAGAUCCGGGCUGGGUUGACCCUCGGACCUGGCUAAGCUUCCAAGGCCCUCCUGGUGGGACAGGAAUUGGGCCAGGGGUUGGGCCAGGCUCCGAGGUGUGGGGGAUUCCCUCGUGCCCCGCGCCGUACGAGUUCUGUGGAGGGAUGGCGUACUGUGGACCUCAGGUUGGAGUGGGGCUAGUACCCCAAGGCGGCCUGGAGACUCCUCAGCCCGAGGGCGAGGCGGGAGCAGGGGUAGAGAGCAACUCGGAGGGGGCCUCCCCCGAGCCCUGCACUGCCGCCCCUGGUGCCGUGAAGCUGGAGAAGGAGAAGCUGGAACAAAACUCUGAGGAGUCCCAGGACAUCAAGGCUCUGCAGAAAGAACUCGAGCAAUUUGCCAAGCUCCUGAAGCAGAAGAGGAUCACCUUAGGAUAUACCCAGGCUGAUGUGGGGCUCACUCUGGGGGUUCUCUUUGGGAAGGUGUUCAGCCAAACGACCAUCUGCCGCUUUGAGGCUCUGCAGCUCAGCUUCAAGAACAUGUGUAAGCUGCGGCCCCUGCUGCAGAAGUGGGUGGAGGAAGCGGACAACAACGAAAACCUUCAGGAGAUAUGCAAAGCAGAGACCCUCGUGCAGGCCCGAAAGAGAAAGCGAACGAGUAUUGAGAACCGAGUGAGAGGCAACCUGGAGACCUUGUUCCUGCAGUGCCCAAAACCCACGCUGCAGCAGAUCAGCCACAUUGCCCAGCAGCUUGGGCUGGAGAAGGAUGUGGUCCGAGUGUGGUUCUGCAACCGGCGCCAGAAGGGCAAACGAUCAAGCAUUGACUAUUCUCAGCGAGAGGAUUUUGAGGCUGCUGGGUCUCCUUUCUCAGGGGCACCAGUGUCCUUUCCUCUGACCCCAGGGCCCCACUUUGGUACCCCAGGCUAUGGGAGCCCUCACUUCACUACGCUGUACUCUUCGGUCCCUUUUCCAGAGGGGGAAGCCUUUCCUUCUGUCUCUGUCACCACUCUGGGCUCUCCCAUGCAUUCAAAUUGA
Molecule: messenger RNA, 1083 nt
Organism: Cynocephalus volans (Philippine flying lemur)
Lineage: Eukaryota; Metazoa; Chordata; Mammalia; Dermoptera; Cynocephalidae
Gene: POU5F1
Product: POU class 5 homeobox 1
Exons: 5
Coding region: 1-1083 (360 amino acids)
Biological process (GO): regulation of transcription by RNA polymerase II
Molecular function (GO): DNA-binding transcription factor activity, RNA polymerase II-specific; RNA polymerase II cis-regulatory region sequence-specific DNA binding
Source: RefSeq, a predicted model, not a curated record